Phyllotreta striolata is the source of this 912-nucleotide messenger RNA. The record is from the annotation of a GenBank genome assembly. Lineage: Eukaryota; Metazoa; Arthropoda; Insecta; Coleoptera; Chrysomelidae.
GUGUUAAAGUGAGGUUAUAUUUACUUUUAGAUUAUUAAUAAUAAUUGUUUUAUAGUAAGCAAUUAGAUCAAAUAGAAAACAUGUCCAGACCAGAAUAUUUAGCACCUCCAGAAAUAUUUUACAAUGCGGAAGAAGCGCGGAAAUAUACUCAAAAUUCACGAAUAAUUGACAUUCAAGUGCAGAUGUGCGAAAGGGCCAUCGAAUUGUUGUUAUUACCGGAAGAUUCUCCUUGUUACUUAUUAGACAUCGGUUGCGGAUCUGGCCUCAGUGGAAGUGUCUUGGAGGACCAAGGGCACUAUUGGGUUGGUUUAGACAUAUCCACAGCCAUGUUAGACGUAGCACAGGAAAGAGAAGUCGAAGGAGAUCUUAUGUUAGCUGAUAUGGGCCAAGGUUGUCCAUUCAAAGCAGGGAGUUUCGAUGGCGCUGUGAGCAUAUCAGCUCUUCAAUGGCUGUGCAAUGCUGAUAAAUCUAGUCAUAAACCUGUGCAAAGGUUGUAUAAAUUUUUCUCCUCGCUGUACGCCUGCCUAAGUAGAUCUGCAAGAGCAGUCUUUCAGUUUUAUCCCGAUAACAGUGAACAAAUGGAAUUAGUGACGUCGCAGGCCAUGAAAGCUGGCUUUUACGGGGGCGUAGUGGUAGAUUUCCCUCACAGUACUAAAGCUAAAAAGUUCUUUUUAGUUUUAAUGACGGGAGGUAAUGUUCCGUUGCCAAAAGCCCUGGGAACUGGCGAAGAUUCUCAAGGUGUUUCUUACACAGCCAAACGAGAAAAGCUUAAAAAUCAACGUGGAAAACCGUUAAAGAGCGUUAGAACUUGGAUUUUAGAAAAAAAGGAACGUAGAAAACGACAAGGGAAAGAAGUACGCCAUAAUUCUAAAUAUACUGGCAGGAAAAGAAGUGGAAAAUUUUAAUUUCAUU